Molecule: messenger RNA, 7312 nt
Organism: Closterium sp. NIES-67
Lineage: Eukaryota; Viridiplantae; Streptophyta; Zygnematophyceae; Desmidiales; Closteriaceae
Source: the annotation of a GenBank genome assembly
UACUCACAGUAGACAAGAACCCAGUAAGGCCGCAUCCAUUUUCGCGAUCCCCAAGGGUCGUGCCUUAGAUCGCGUAAGCCACAGCAGCCAGUGCGUGAGGCGGCACAGCAAUCGCAACGCACACGCCGAUGCCAGGCCCGGUAGUCUCGCCGCCAUGGAUGCACGCCUCGUGCGCCGCUGCCUCCCCGUCUCUCACGCCUCCAAGAGCCCCGUCCCCCCAGAUCCCCCAGUACCGCCGUGCAGCCAGCGCGCAUCCGCCUAUCCAGUCAAAUCUUGCCUUUUUUCCAAGCGGGUGCGAGAUUUCGGCGCCGGCGCGAGCGCGGGGCGGGAUCUCGCCAGUGCCAGUUCACGCCGCGUUGGCUCCGCGCUCCAGCCUGCUCGUUCCUCGUCCUAGCUUGCAUCGUCCUACCUCGCUCGCGCCUCGUCAAGUUCCUGCGUCGCAGGUUGUUUCUCGAAGCCAAAUCCAUUCUCUGGGUUCGACUCGUUCACCCGUCUCUCUCCGCUCAGAUCCCCUGGAUCUGCGACGGCAUGUCCUUUCGCCAACUCGCCUGCUUUUCGCACAAUCCACGACCGCAGUGCGCAUGAGGGCGCGUCCCGUUAUGCGCAGCAGCGCCAGUAGCGGGGAUACCGGUGGCAGCGUCACCUCCCUUGCAGAAACGCCUGCAGAGGAAACACCUUUAGCGAGCGCAGACUCUGUAACGGGGACAGAAGCCUUAGCGAGUGCAGAAGAAGCAAACGGGUCGAGUAGGUCGCAGAAUGGGUAUGCGCAGGCACGCACAGGGCAAAGCCAGACCUUCGAGGCAGAGCCCGAGGCUCAAAACAGGCAAAGCCCAAACCCUAGCAGGCAGAGAAGCCGAAACCCUAGCUCUGAUCGCUUUGAGAGAAGGCGGGAGCAGUCGGACACGCGGCAGGAUCUAAAUUCAGGGUUUAAGCGCGGCUGGGGUUUUAAAGAGGCAAAAACGCGGGGUACUGAAAUCCCCCGGGGGAAGGGUGGUUCGGACCGGUAUUCGCGUCAUUGGAGCUGGCGCGAGGUUGUAUCGGAGCGGGCGGCAUUGGAGGUGCAGAGGAAGAUUCUUUUGCCCAGGCAGAGGCGAGGGUUUCCAGGGGACAGGGUUUUGGAAAAUGUUGAGGCAAGAGGAAGAGCGGCAGGAGGAGGAGUAGGAGUAGGUGGAGAAGGAUCCAAAGGUUCCGCUGAUGCCUUUUCUGCUGCUGGUACUGGUGCUGGUGGUGCUGGGGCUGGGGCUGGGGCUGCUGGUGAUGGUGCUCGUGUUGCUGCUGCUGACAGGGAUUUCAAUGGAGAGGGUGGGGAGGUGAUUUCAGCAGAGAGGAGUGGGGAGGGGCAUCGUAUUGAGGAGAUAGUGGACGGGUGGCGGAGCAACCGAUACCACAUGAUGGAGCUGAUUCUGGAGCUCUGGCUGCAGCACGCCCCUGCUCUCUCCCUCAAGGCAUUUGACUGGAUGCGCCUGCAGCCAUGGUGCCGCCCACGCCUCGAUUCCUACAGCCUGGCGAUUCAGAUCGCCGCCCACUCCAGCAUGUGCGGACGAGCCGAGGCGCUGUUCGAGGAGAUGCAGGCGGACGGCAUGCGGCCGGACUCGUUUGUCUUCUCUGUGAUGGCGCGCGUGCUGGCGCAGCAGGGGCGGUGGGAGGAUGCGAUCGGAUUGGUGGAGAGGCGGGCGGCGGCCGACGACCCGGAGCUGAUGUCAUUGGUCAAGGUGCUGCUUCAUUACAUGUCCUACUCGCCUCAAGCCGCCGCCCUUACCGCAGCCCUCCUCUCCUCGCUCUCCUCCCUCCCCUCCUCUCCCUCCUCUCCCCCCUUCUCCCUGGACCAUGACUCCUACCGCCUCCUCCUCCGCUCCUUCCACUCCCAGGGGCACUUUGCCCUCAUCCCCGCCACUAUAACGAGUAUGAUUCAGGCUGGGUUCCCCCUCAGCCAAUGGGACGCUGCCAUGUGGCUCGAGGCGCUGGCUGCCCAGGGGGAUGUGGCGGGGGUUCGGGCAGCUGUGGAGGAGAUUUCGGCUCUCGGGCUGCCCAAGCCGGAAAGUUUCCGGGUGGCGCUGUCGCUGGGGUUUGCAAGAGGGGGGGACCUGGAUGGGGCUUGGGGCGUGUUUGAAGGUGGGGGGGAGAGUGAGGGAGCGAGUGAGGGAGAGGAGAGAAGCUUGACAAGAGAGGGUGGAGGAGGAGGAGUGGGGGAGAGCGAGAGCAAGAGAGCGGGCGUGGGAGCGAGGCGACCGGAUGUGAUUAAAAGGGGAGGUCGAGGGGCGUCCAAGAGUGGAGUGGAGGAGGUGACUAAGAGGGGCGUGGAGCCGAGCCUGUACCUGAUGCUGCUGCACGCGAUGCGUCCCUACACUGUGCUUCUCUCUGCCUUCCUCCAGGCUGGCGAUCUCUCGUCCUUCUCCCGCGUGUGGGCGGCGAUGAGGGCAGACGGCCGCUCGGUGGACAGCUAUGCGCUUCGUCUGCUAGCCAAGGGCUGCGCUUCUGAGGGCGGGCUUAGGGGGCUGGCAGUGGCGCUGUGGGGGGAGAGGGAGGGGCAGGGGAGGGAGGGGGAAGGGAGUGGGGGAGAGGGUGGGGAGAAGUGGGAUGGCGAGGUGGGUGCAGCGGGCAUUGUGGUUGGUAGUGGUGAUGGCAAAGGUCGUAGGGUAACCGCUGCAGAAGGUGCAACUCCUGCUGCAGAGGAAGUAGCAGCCGCAGCAGCAGCAGCAGCAGCAACAACAGCAGAAGAAGUGAAUCCAUUGCUUGAUGUGUCAACCGAGGAGGUAGCAGCCGCAGAGAGGGAAUACCCGGUGCUGGCAGCGGAGCUCAGGGGGAGUGAGAAGGCGCUUAGAGUGGUCGUUAGAUACCUCAUGAAGGAUGCUGACGUGGCUGACGCAGAUGAAGAGACUCUUGCUGACGUGGCAGGAAGCGGGGAGAAGGUAUGGGGUGACGUGGCAGUGCACGAGGAGCGUGAGAUCGCUGCAGGGGAUGACGACUCGUCAGCAGAACCGGAAGUAGAGAUUGAGACACGUGGUGACAUGGAGGCAAGCGUGCGGCAGUCGGUCGUGCGGCACUCGGGCGUGCGAGAAUUGAUUCUUGAGGACACUGCGGAAUCAGAGCGUGGUUGGGAGGGUCGGGGUGAGGGGGAGGUGGAGGGUGAGAUGGUGGCGCAUCGUACUGUGAUUGAAGGAGCGGAGGCGGUGGAGGAGGCAGGGGGGGGAGAGAAGGAGGGAGCGACUGCUGAGCAAGAGGGAGAGCGGGAGGAGCUGGGAGGGUCAAUGAUGGAGGCAGACGUGGCGGGAGGACAGCGAGGGGAGGCCGGAGAGAUGGGUGAAGAAGAUGGGCACAGAGAGGGAGGAGGAGAGAGAGAUAUGGAAGGGGUAGGAAUGCGAGGAGCAGUAGGAGAGGUGCUGGGUGUGGAAGCAUUAACAGAAUUGGCUGUUGAAUGGGAGGCCAAUUUAGCAGAGGAAUCUGCAGCGGUGGCAUUAGCGGUAGUGGAGGUACCAGCAGCAGCAGCAGCAGCAGCAGCAGCAGCAGCACCAGCACCCCCAGCACCAGCAGGACCAGCAGCACCAGCAGCACCAGCAGGACCAGCAGCACCAGCAGCAGCACCAGCAGCACCAGCAGCACCAGCAGCACCAGCAGCAGCACCAGCACCAGCACCAGCAGCAGCACCACCACCAGCACCAGCAGCAGCAACACCAGCACCAGCAGCAGCACCACCAGCACCAGCAGCAGCAGCACCACCAGCACCAGCACCACCAGCAGCACCAGCACUAGCAGCAGCAGCACCACCAGCACCACCAGCUCCACCAGCAGCUGCACCUCCAGCACCAGCAGCAGCGGCCGAGAUAGCAGAAGCUAAAAUUUCCAGAAGCGAAGGAGAGGUUGGCGGAGGGAAGAGAGAGGAGGGACAUGGCGCAUCAACCGUCGCGGCCACUCCGAGUGGCAGCACUGGUGGCAAUAGCAGCAGCACCAGUGGCAGCAGCACCGGUGGCAGCAGCACCGGUGGCAGCAGCACCAGUGGCAGGGUUGGCAGCAGUCAAAGCCUGGCAGAGCGUAGGCUGGCGCUGGCAUGGGCGGGCACUAGAGUCACACAGUUGGCGGAGGAGGGAGGAGAGAAUGGGAGGUCUCUUGGGGGGAAGGGUGGGGAGGGGGAUGGAGGAGGAAGCGUGAGAGAGAACGGUAGCAGCAGCCCCGCGCUCAGAAGGCCAAUUCUAGGUGGCAGAGUGGAGCCUGAUACAGUGCAGAGGAGUGCUGUUGAGACGGAUAAGACAAGAGGAGCUACAGUGGUGGAAGGUGCUGUGCGUUCAGCUACAGUGCGGGGUGCUGUAGCAGAGACAGGUAUAUCAGAGGAGGGUUUGGGCGGCAAACUGGAGAGACGUGGAUCACAGGGUGAUGACAGGAAGGGGCCUGGAUCAGAAGAGGCAGCUGUAGCAGAGGCAGCUGUAGCAGAGGCAGCUGUAGCAGAGGCAGCUGUAGCAGAGGCAGCUGUAGCAGAGGCAACUGUAUCAGGAGCAGCUGCAGCAGAGGCUACUGUAGCAGAGGGUGCACUGGAGGAGGUUGCAGCAGAGGAGAUGGUAGCAGCAAUGGGUGGAGGGGUGGCAGAGUUAGAGCAUGGCGCUUCAGCGAAUCCGGCUGUAGCAGUGGCUGUAGCAACUGAGGCGGCACCAGAGGAGGUUGGUCAGCAUCAAAGUACGAGUCAACAGCAAGAGGUGAUUGGCCAGCAGCAGCAAAACGCUCAGCAGCAGCAGCAGCACGCUCAGCAGCAGCAGCAGCAGCAGCAGGCAUUACCAGUACAGGCCAGUCUUGAGGAAAAAAGGGGCGGGGCGAAAGUGGUUGGGCCAGAGGGACUAGCAGGAGACAGGAGGAGCAGAGCAGGCGACAGGGUUGGUGACAAGAUAGGUGACUACGUGCAGAGCACGUACUGGGGGGUGGUGUGGGACCCAGAGAGUGGGGCAGAGGGAGGGGAAGGGAGAAUAGGGGGGAGAGGGAGAGGAGGGAUGGGUGGAGGAAGAGGAGGAGGAGGGGGAAAGGGAGGGAGAGAGAGGGAGGCGAGGGUAGGGGAGCGAGUGAGGGAGGCGUUGGAGGAGUUAGAGAGGGCGGAGGAGGGGGAGCUGCGGGCGCGGUGGAGGGAGCUGACGCGCGAGGCAAAGUCAGGUGCAGGGGAAUCGGAUCAGGGCGGGGUGCAUGCGGGCAGAGAGGGCGAGGAGGGUGGGGAGAGAGGCGUGGCGCAGAGGGGAGGGGGGCAGACAGGCGGGGCGCAGAGAAUGAGGCGAGGGGCGGUGCAGAGAGUGGCGGUGACUGGGGGGAUGAUGGAGGAGAGGCGGGCGCGGCUGAGGGGGGAUAGAGUCAGAGUGGAGCCGGGGGUAAGGCGUGGGGUGGGAGGGGAUGUGGGGGAGGAGGGGCGGGAAGAGGAGGAGGAGGGGCGGGAAGAGGAGGAGGAGGGGAGUGAGGGAGUGGAAGAGGAAGGGAGUGAGAGGGUGGUGGUGUGGAAGUGGGUGGACCCGAGAGAGGCUUGGCUGUUCGUUAAAGAGCGCAUGGCGGAUCCAUCCUCCCCCCCGCCUCCCCCGGGCGCGUGGGCGUGUGUUCUCUCUGCUCUGCGCGGGCCCGGGCAGUAUGGGCAGCUGAAAGAAGUGUACCAGAGGAUGGUAGAAGCCUUGAGCCGAGAGAAGAUCCAACGGCACAGACAGAAAGAGCAGCACGGGCAGAAAGAGCAGCACGGGCAGAAAGAGCAGCACGGGCAGAAAGAGCAGCACGGGCAGAAAGAGCAGCACGGGCAGAAAGAGCAGCCGGAGUUGCAGGCAGAGCAGGGCGUGAGUGGAUACAGUGGGUCCGGUCCUUUUCAAUCCCGGAGGGACGGCAGUGAGAGGCACAUAUCAGGGGCCAACAGCGGUGGCAGUAGCAACAGCCAUGAUAGCAGUGAGAGUGGUGCAGUGGUCAUGUGGGGGUAUGGGCGGCCGUUCAAUCUUGUGCUGAUGUCAGCAUGCCGGCAGGGAGCAGCUGAUGACGUGGCAGCUGUUUUCAGAGACAUGCUCGCGCAUGAGAUCACGCCAUCAUGGAAGUCACUGCACUUCGUGCUGAAGGGGGCAUGCGGACCUGGCCGGCCCUUCCCCUCGCCCGCCUCGCUGGUGGCCUUUGUUGCUGCCGCCACCUGUCACCAGCUGGAGGCAGAGGCACCUGCAUCUGAGCCCAUGACAGCUGUCGCUGUUACGUCUCCCGCACUUACAUCUGAUACGGUUACCUUGCAGCAGGCAGGUACACCUCAGCUGGUUACAUCUGGGCCGGUUACAUCUGACGAGGUUACGUCUGCGGCAGUUACAUCUGGCAGCACAGGCUUAUCCGAGCACGGCCAGCAGGUGUUGGAGAAUCUCGCAGUGCUGCUCAGCGGAGAGCCGUGGACCGUUGAUCGCCUGCGAUGGAGUGCCGAGAUCGCAGAGUGCGUUCAGAGGGCUCAAGACAGCCCCAUUCUCCCCUCGUCUGUGGCCAAGCGGUUCUUCUAUGCCGCUAGGAGCCUGAGGCUGGUUGGCAAGGGGGAGGAAAACAGCCUGGUGCACGUUGAUAGGGGCGGAGGUUCAGUGGCAGGGGAGGAGAAGGAUGGAGGGGAAGGGAGAGGAGUGGAGGUCCGAGUGGCUGGGAGUCGGUCGGUGCGGGGAGGAGGUGAGGAGAAAGAGGAGUUGGUUGAGUCUGGAGUUGAAGCGGCGGGACAGAGUGCUGGUCGCUUUGAACCAGUUCGGCCAGACGAACGAGGCGAGGAGGAGAAGUGGGAGGGAGGCUCGGUGCUGGACCUAGGCUCGGAGGAGGUUCUGGAGGAGCUAGCCAAUAGGAUGGAGGCACUGGUGCAGGCCAGUGCUGCUGCCCGGCAGGCGGCUUGGGAGGAAAGAUCUGCCCGGCGGGCAGCUGAACGGGCAGAGCGGGCAGCGAAACAGUUGGCUGGGGAGGCGGAGCGAGAGGGCGGAAGGCGUGAGGGUGCAACAGGAGGGUGUAUCUUCGAGCGUGGGGGCUCGGGUCAAAAUGCUGCAGCAGCGACUGGCACUGGGCAUCCUCCCAGACCCCAUCUCAUGCGAGAGACUUCUCAGAGCGCUCCGCGUCGCCUCAACCUCCCGCCCUGCUAGCGCUGCUGCCCCGGGCGCGAGCCCAGGCGCCUUUGCAGCUCUGCUCUCCCCGCCUUCGUCCUCCGCCCCCACCUCUCCACAACCCCCCGAGCUUCCUUCGGUCCCGUCAUACCCACCUGCUGAGACAGCUGCCCCUCUACCCACAGCAAGGGCUGUGUUGUGGGAGCUGGUGUGUGCUGGUGCUGCCCCAACUGCCGCUGCCUACAAUGAGGCGAUGUUGGACGCUG